Messenger RNA from Penicillium cinerascens, 2586 nucleotides. It is a transcript of the gene niaD, whose product is annotated as nitrate reductase NiaD. Bases 1 to 2586 code for a protein of 861 amino acids. Lineage: Eukaryota; Fungi; Ascomycota; Eurotiomycetes; Eurotiales; Aspergillaceae. Gene Ontology annotation, molecular function: molybdenum ion binding; molybdopterin cofactor binding; nitrate reductase (NADPH) activity. The record is from RefSeq and is a predicted model, not a curated record. The transcript is spliced from 6 exons. Gene Ontology annotation, biological process: nitrate assimilation; nitric oxide biosynthetic process.
AUGGCGACCAUUACCGAGACCGCUGUUGAGAUCGGCAAGAGUCCUUUGAAGGAACACAUCAAGUGGCACGAUCUUCCAACACCGGAAGAACCAAAUAUCCCUCUUCCGCCUCCGUCAGUCAAUCCAACGUCGAUUUUAGAUCUCGAUAAAGGCACACCCGAUAGCCAUGUUCCUCGGGAUCCACGACUUAUCCGCCUGACGGGUGUGCAUCCAUUCAAUGUCGAGCCGCCACUUACGGCUCUCUAUAAAGAAGGGUUUCUCACAUCCCCCGAGCUAUUCUAUGUCCGGAAUCACGGCCCUGUACCUCAGGUCCUUGAUGAGGAUAUCCCAAAUUGGGAACUGAGUGUUGAAGGACUGGUCGAGAAUCCCAUAGUCUUAAAUUUCAGAGAUAUUCUCCAGAAAUACGACCAAAUCACCGCCCCGAUCACCCUCGUCUGCGCCGGCAACAGACGAAAGGAACAAAACACAGUCCGCAAGUCAAAAGGCUUCUCAUGGGGUCCAGCUGGACUCUCAACUGCUCUGUUCACGGGGCCUAUGAUGGCCGAUAUCUUGCGUAGGGCGAAGCCCAUGCGGCGGGCCAAAUACGUGUGCAUGGAGGGAGCAGAUCAACUGCCGAACGGUUAUUAUGGCACAUCGGUCAAAUUAAACUGGGCAAUGGAUUUCAACCGAGGAAUCAUGUUGGCUCACAAGAUGAACGGCGAGUCGCUGAGACCAGAUCACGGCCGGCCAUUACGGGCUGUUGUCCCCGGCCAGAUUGGAGGGCGGAGCGUCAAGUGGCUGAAGAGACUGAUAUUGACUGAUAAACCGAGUGAUAAUUGGUAUCACAUUUAUGAUAACAGAGUGCUACCAACUAUGGUGUCCCCGGAGAUGUCUGCACAGGACAAGAAUUGGUGGACCGAUGAGCGAUAUGCUAUUUACGACCUCAAUGUUAAUUCUGUGGCAGUUUAUCCUCAACAUGAAGAGGAGUUGGACCUUGCUACGGCUGGAUCAACGUAUACUGUCAAGGGCUAUGCAUAUGCUGGGGGUGGUCGGAGGAUCACUAGAGUAGAGAUAUCUUUGGAUAAAGGCAAUACAUGGAGACUUGCCGAUAUCGAAUAUGCAGAAGACAAGUACCGCACGUGGGAAGGCGACCUUUUCGGCGGCAAGGUCGACAUGUGGCAGCGAGAAUCCUGCUUUUGCUGGUCUUUCUGGUCUCUGGAUAUCCCGGUAGCAGACCUUGAAGAUAGUGGAGCGAUACUGGUCAGGGCAAUGGACGAAGCAUUGACCGCCCAGCCGCGUGACAUGUACUGGUCCGUCCUGGGGAUGAUGAACAACCCGUGGUUCCGAGUAACAAUCACGAAGGAAGGUGGUUGUCUGAAGUUCGAGCACCCGACACAUCCCGCAAAGGCUGGAGGGUGGAUGGAGAAGGCUAAAAAGGAAGGCGGCAAUUUGACCAACGGCAAUUGGGGCGAGCGGAUAGAGGGCGAAGCCCCUGUUGAGCCCGAGCCCGUGAAGGAGAUUAAUAUGAAAAAAGAGGGCGUGAGCCGAAUGAUUGAUCUUCAAGAGCUGAAGGCAGAUAGCAGCGCCGAGAAACCUUGGUUUGUUGUCAACGGGGAAGUUUAUGAUGGAACAGGCUUCCUGGAGGGCCAUCCCGGAGGAGCCAUCAGUAUUUCCUCCUCCGCUGGACUUGAUGUCUCGGAGGACUUCCUUGCUAUCCACAGUGAAACGGCCAAGAUGAUGAUGCCCGACUAUCAUAUUGGUACCUUGGACAAGGCUUCUGUUGAGGCAUUGAAGAACAAUGUUUGCCCAGCCUCUGACGAGCCGCGACCAGUCUUCCUUCAGUCCCGGGCCUGGUCCAAGAUCAAGCUUUCAGAGGUGAAGAAUGUCUCUUGGGAUACCCGAAUAUUUGUCUUCGACUUGGAACACGAAAAACAAUCUCUGGGUCUGCCGAUUGGCCAGCAUCUGAUGAUCAAGGUCUUGGAUCCCGCUACCAAAGACCCCAUCAUCAGAUCCUAUACCCCGAUCUCCAGCACAAGCAUGGAAGGGAAGAUGGAGCUGCUGGUGAAAAUAUACUUUCAAUCCGACACAAUACCGGGCGGCAAGAUGACCAUGGUUCUGAAUAAGCUUUCCCUAGGCGCAGAGAUAGACUGCAAGGGGCCCACAGGUAGAUUCGAGUAUCUUGGAAACGGCCGAGUGCUCAUCAGCGGCAAGGAGCGCAAGGUCCGCUCCUUCAAGAUGAUUUGUGGAGGAACUGGUAUCACGCCGAUAUUCCAAGUUUUGCGUGCUGUCAUGCAAGACCCCCAAGAUCCUACAACUUGUGUUGUGCUCGACGGGAACCGAUUGGAAGAAGACAUCCUGUGCCGGGCCGAGCUCGAUGCUUAUGUUGCGGCGGGAAGUCGAAAGUGCACUCUCGUACACACCCUGACGAAAGGCUCAGAAAAUUGGAAGGGCCGGCGAGGACGUAUCUCUGAGGAGUUACUCCAGGAGUAUGCGUCCCCUGAAGAUGAAAGCAUGGCUAUUCUCUGUGGACCGGAGGCGAUGGAGAAAUCGGCUAAGAAGAUUCUUCUUGACCACGGUUGGGCAGAGUCUGAUCUUCAUUUUUUCUAG